AUGUCCACAUCUGCAAUGAAGUCCGUUGCUAUCGCCGCUGUGCUCAUUGGAGCCGUUGGUGCCCGCUGCCAAUCAGCUGAUCCUACCGUUCGUUUGAUGACCUACAAUAUUCGCUGGGCCACGCCUGUCACUGGCAUCAACGAAGCGCAAUGGAAUGUCCGUCGGCCCCGGCUUUCAGCACAGCUCAACUACGAAGCAACAGGCCGUCCAGAGACCCUGGUGUGCAUGCAGGAGGUCAUCGAGAAGCAACUUGUCGACAUCGUCCAAGAUCUCGGUCCUACCUGGGCCCACAUUGGCGUCGGUCGCGACGACGGGGCUGCAGCCGGAGAAUUUUCACCCAUCCUCUACCAGCCAGGAGCUUGGAAUCUUGUGGAGAACAGGACUUACUGGCUGAGCGAGACUCCCGACGUCCCUGGAUCCAAAGGGUGGGAUGCUGCUCUCCCGCGCAUUGUCACAGUUGCCUCCUUUACUCAUGUCCAGUCUGGCUUGCCCUUGGUCUAUAUGUGCACCCACUUCGAUCACCAAGGCCAGACUGCACGUGAGCGAAGUGCAGAGCUUUUGGUGAAGCUUGCAAAGGAGUGGGAAUCGGUAGAAGCAGAGAAAACGCCUGUGUUCUUAGGUGGAGAUCUGAACAUCCAGCCCGACAACCCUGCGUACCAGACUUUGAUUGCCGCUGGCAAUAUGUAUGACACCCGCAAUACGACACCUGAGGCGCGAAGGAUUGGGCACUCGAAGACUUACACGGCUUUUACAAACAUAAAUUGGGACGAUACGCUUAUCGACCACUUGUUCGUGCGGGAUCCGACGGUCAACGGAAUGGAGUUUUUAACGCAUGCGGUAUUGCCAAAUCAGUUUGAUGACGGACUGUUCAUCUCUGAUCAUCGCCCUGUUGUGUCCGAUGUAAAAUUCAAACUCAGCUAA
Colletotrichum truncatum is the source of this 921-nucleotide messenger RNA. RefSeq names its product endonuclease exonuclease phosphatase family protein. The record is from RefSeq and is a predicted model, not a curated record. Lineage: Eukaryota; Fungi; Ascomycota; Sordariomycetes; Glomerellales; Glomerellaceae. Gene Ontology annotation, molecular function: 3'-5'-RNA exonuclease activity.